Messenger RNA from Aplosporella prunicola CBS 121167, 1528 nucleotides. RefSeq lists its product as uncharacterized. NCBI's taxonomy places the organism in Eukaryota, Fungi, Ascomycota, Dothideomycetes, Botryosphaeriales, Aplosporellaceae. Gene Ontology annotation, molecular function: 2-oxoglutarate-dependent dioxygenase activity. Gene Ontology annotation, cellular component: cytoplasm. The coding region runs from base 1 to 1134 and encodes 377 amino acids. The record is from RefSeq and is a predicted model, not a curated record. The transcript has 4 exons.
AUGGCCCCAAUCGCUAUCCACCCCUCUAUCAAAGAUGUCAUACAACCCCCAAAAGACACCUUGGGGCUUCCAGAGCCUGCCCGGAAGCGGCUGGAGAAGGCAGGAAUCGAUCUGUCGAACGGCUACCCUUAUCGCCCAGCAAAGCCACUUUAUCUCGAUGAUGUCUACAACAUCCGUAACUACGACCGACCUCACCAGGACCCCGGCGCGCGCGCAGACAAGGAGAAGAAAUCGUUGUUUUCUGCAGCUGAAAAAGUUGUUGAUCUCACCGCCCACAUCGGAACGGAAAUCGUGGGGCUCCAGUUGAAAGACUUGACCUCUGGACAAAGGGAUGAGCUCGGGCUUUUGAUUGCAGAGCGUAGUGUAGUCUUUUUCAGGGACCAGGACAUCACUCCCCAACAGCAAAAAGAACUAGGCGAAUGGUUUGGUGAAAUUGAAAUCCACCCUCAAGUUCCUCAAGUACCUGGAGUGCCCGGUGUCUCAGUAAUUUGGCCUGAAUUGCAAGCGACUGAACGUCCAGCCAAUUUUCGCAACCCUGGCGGUGCAUCACGUUGGCACUCCGAUCUCGUGCACGAACGGCAGCCUGCUGGAGUAACCCAUCUUCACAAUGAUACGGUCCCCUCAACAGGUGGAGAUACACUUUGGGCAAGCGGUUAUGCUGCCUAUGAGAAGCUGUCUCCCUCUUUUCGCAAGUUGAUUGAUGGCAAGACAGCUAUUUACCGUUCAGCACAUCCUUACCUGGACCGUCAGAGCCCUGAACAAGGGCCUAAGUACGUCGAGCGAGAGCAUCCUAUAGUCCGUGUCCAUCCAGCAACAGGCUGGAAGGCACUCUGGGUCAACCGCGCGAUGACAGUGCGUAUAGUUGGCUUCGAUAAAGCGGAGAGUGAUGUGAUCCUCAAUUACCUCUAUGAUGUGUAUGAGAAGAAUGUCGAUAUCCAACUGCGAUUCAAGUGGACUCCCAGGACAUCAGCCCUUUGGGAUAACAGGAUUACGAUCCAUAACGCUAGUUGGGAUUAUGCAAACAAGGAGCCUCGUCACGGUACGAGAGUGACUGCCCUGGCUGAGAAACCAUACUUCGACCCAGAGGCUCCAACUCGGCGGCAAGCGCUUGGAUUGGUGGGGCCCGAUGAAUGACUGAAGUACAAAACUGAAUGGGGGAAAAUCUGGUACAGCUAUUAAACGUUUUGGGCAAUAAAGAUUAAUCGAAGAUUGAUUUAGUCCUAGAAAACAUGACUAUCGUACACGUCAGUAAACAAUAUGAUUUUGCCAAGGAGGUUUACAAUAUUCUUAUAUCGAAGUCAUCUUGGGGUAACGUCUCCUACCGUCAAACUGUACAUACUUGGUUGCUUUGCGAUGAUCGUGUUAGUACUGUGUUACGCACUGGUACGAGAAUGAUAAUAAUCCGACGUUUACAAGUCGACAGUCGUACAGUAUUUAGGGAUUACUUGAAACGCACCUGGAGUGAUGAGCGACCUAAAGUACUGCCUUACAACGCAGGGGCUUGAUUGUGGAAGCAACAUAUGAUGGC